Gallus gallus (chicken) is the source of this 1782-nucleotide messenger RNA. RefSeq lists its product as uncharacterized. The record is from RefSeq and is a predicted model, not a curated record. Bases 278 to 1024 code for a protein of 248 amino acids. The transcript has 2 exons. Lineage: Eukaryota; Metazoa; Chordata; Aves; Galliformes; Phasianidae.
GAAAGGCUGUUACCAGGUCACCUCAGAGCCUUCACUUCUGCAGGCCGAACAGCCCCAGCUCUCUCUGCCUGUCCUUGUAGGAGAGGUGUUCAAUCCCUUAGUUCACCUUUUUUGUGGCCAUCCUCUGGAUGUGCUCCAACAGGUCCAUGUCUCUUCUGCACUGAGGACUCUACAUCUGGAUGCAGUACUCCAGGUGGGGCCUCUUCAGCACAGAGCAGAAGGGCAGGAUCACCUUCCUUCACCUGCUGACCACGCUUCUUUUGAUGCAGACCAGGAUAUGGCUGGUUUUCUGGGCUGGGAGGGCACACUGCUGGCUCAUGUCCAGCUUGCCAUCCAGCAGUACCUCCAGGUCUUUUGGGACAGGCCUAUGCUCAGUCUUUUCAUCCCCCAGCAUGUAUUGGUAGUGGGGGGGUUCUCUUGUCCCACAUACAGGACACUGCACCUGGAUUUGGUGAACCUGAUGGGGUUCACCUGUGCCUGCUGCUUGAGCCUGUCCAGGUCCCUCUGUUUGGUGUCCCGUCCCUCUGGUGUGUCUGCCCACAGCUUGGUGUCAUCAGCAAAUUUUCUGAGGGUGCACUCGACCCCACUGAUGAUGUUGCUGAUGAAGAUAUUGAAGAGUGUCAGCCUCAGCAUGGACCCCUGUGGGACAACACUCAUCACCAAUUGCCAUCCAGACAUGGAGCCAUUGACUGCCGCUCUCUGGACUCAGUCCUGCAGCCGAUCUUUGUCCAUUCAACAGUCCACCCACCGAAUCCGUAUCUUUCCCAGCUUCCCAAAACAGCUUCCUAAAACUCAAUCCAAUCAAAAUUCUGUGCUGUCUAGUAACAAGGACUUCCAUCAGACUGAGAGCUCAGGCUUUACAGGCCAGUGGUGGAGCCAAGAGGGAGGCCUCUGGAUUUUCAGAAAGGACCGAGAAUCAGUUUUGAGUUGUGCUGUGGAACAGAAUGUACAGCUGGAUCUAGAACAGUUGCCAAAGAGGUGUCCAUGGGCAAAUGGUGCUGGAUUUCCCAGGUGGAGAUCAUGAAGUUCCUUGCCUCCUUGCAAAGUGUUCUCAUAUUAUUCUUAUACAGCGUUGUAUGUUACUGCUGUACUAAGAUUUUUACUACAAAUCCAUUAUCUGUUUCCCAAAGGUAAUGGUGAUGCUGAGAAGCAUGCCUCAUGAUGACUUACACAUCCUUCAUGCUUCAUAUUAAUUCUUCCUUUGGGUCAAAAGUAGACUGAAAUUCUUGAAACCUUGCCUGGGAGUCCUGCUGUUGCUAAAAUGGUUCAGCCGUGGUGCCUGUGGUCAGAAUACCUUGUGGCAGACCCUGGCACUGCCUGUGAAUGAAAGAACUGAUGACAAAUUGCUCAAUAUCGAAAGCGAGCCAGUGCAUAUUUACAAGCCUUGGGUGAGCCAGAUGGAAUCUAAGAGGGAGAGGCUGGGUAGGAAAGCUGUUACUAUGAUGUUUCUUAGAAGACUUACACGGCUGUUUUGCAUUGCUCUGUUAAUUGUUCCAAGGCACCCUUGGCUUCACUGCGUGCAAUUCAUACCAUAUUUUUUCAUCACCUCAGAUGCUGGCUGAAAUAUGUAUAUACAUGUGUAUAUAUAAAUGUAUAUGCAUACACAUAUUUAAAAAAAAACAAAACAUGACAACAACAACUUGCUGGUUAUGUAUUCAUUUAAUUACAGGUAUACCAAAGCAUUUAGCACGGGGUUGGAGGGUUUGUCGAAGUUUUCCUUGCUUUUCUUUGUCGUCUCCCCUUCUUCCCCCCACCAUCCUCUGCCAAGAAAAGAAAGAGAGA